Aspergillus mulundensis is the source of this 2271-nucleotide messenger RNA. RefSeq lists its product as uncharacterized. The record is from RefSeq and is a predicted model, not a curated record. The transcript is spliced from 3 exons. Gene Ontology annotation, molecular function: D-type glycerophospholipase activity. Gene Ontology annotation, biological process: cell motility; phosphatidic acid biosynthetic process; intracellular signal transduction. NCBI's taxonomy places the organism in Eukaryota, Fungi, Ascomycota, Eurotiomycetes, Eurotiales, Aspergillaceae. The coding region runs from base 1 to 2271 and encodes 756 amino acids.
AUGGCGUCCUCCUCGCAAGACCCGCAAGGCACCAGCGAGCCUCCCAAAAAUCGAUACCGGAGUUUUGCGGGCAUACGCGAACACAACAAUGUCACUUUCCACAUCGCUGGAUGCGCCUACUUCUGGGCCAUCUCGGAAGCACUGGAGAGAGCCAGAGAGUCGGUCUGGAUCAUGGGAUGGUGGGUAUCGCCAGAAGUCUACCUCCGACGACCUCCUUCGAGAAACGAAGGCUACCGGCUCGAUCGGAUGCUGAAAGCGGCGGCCCUUCGCGGCGUGAAGGUCAAUGUGGUCGUCUACAAGGACAUUCCUGGAGCCAUGUGCUUGAACUCGCAACAUACAGAGGACGUCCUGCACAACCUCGACCCGAACAUCUCCGUUCUCCGCUAUCCCGAUCACAACCCCAUGCGUGGUUACCCUCCGUCGCACCCGAGUAAUCAGAAACAUGCCGCGCGAGGAGAUGUUGGGCUUCGCAAACUGUCCGACUCGAGACUCGAGCGAUUCUUUGAUCAUGAGGGUUACCCGGGGCUGGCCUGGGCUCAUCACGAGAAGCUGGUCAUUGUCGACCAACAGCUUGCAUUCAUCGGUGGCCUCGAUCUUUCCUUUGGACGAUGGGACCCCGUUCAACAUCCAAUCGCCGACUCUCAUCCAUGCAAGGUCCACCCCACUGUCUUCCCCGGCCAGGACUACAACAACGCCCGAGUUGCGAACUACACGGACCUCGAACACUGGGAGAAGAACAACCUAGACCGGUCAGUUACGCCACGCAUGGGCUGGGAGGAUAUCUCGGUCAGCCUGACCGGGCCUGUCGUCGUCGAUCUCUGUCAUCAUUUUGUUGACCGAUGGAAUUUCGUCUGCAAAAGAAAGUAUUUCUCGUCGACGUCAAGGAAGCCUCUCCCGCCGCCAAAGCCAUUCCUGCCGGAUCCCUAUGCCGACAUUGGGACAAUGGACUGUCAGAUCGUGCGAAGCGCUACCGGGUGGAGCCAUGGCAUCCUCACGGAGUACAGUCUCUGUAAUGCCUAUCUCGAUAUCAUUGCCAAGAGCGAGCACUUUGUCUACCUCGAGCAGCAGUUCUUCAUCACCUGCGCUGGAGGCGAAGACGAGACUGUCUGGAAUAAGGUCGGUGAAGCCUUCGUAUCGCGCAUUCUGCGGGCUGCGCGCGAGAAGAAGCGAUACAAGGUCAUUGUGGUCUUGCCUGCAUUGCCUGCUUUUCCAGGAGACAUCAACGCGCCUUUCAAAGGCAAUAUACCGCGCGCGCUCAUGAAGCUGCAAUUCAAUUCCAUCAACCGUGGUGGCUCGAGCGUCUUUGACAGACUCAAGCAAGCCGGUCUCAAUCCCGACGACUACAUCCGCUUCUUCAACUUGAGGAGCUACGACCGCCUCAAGCCCCAGUGCCUGGCUGAAGAUUUCCUCAACCCGUUCGGACUCCACGUCAAUAGCGAGGCUGGAGCGCCAAAGGCACCAGAUGUCGCAGCCGGAACUCAACCACCUUCUGAAGCCCAAUGUACGUCCGACUAUAACUGGGAUACCGUCAGUUCCUGUUGCAUGCUGCACGGGCCAGACAUUAGAACGGCUCCUUGGCCAUAUAACGCCGCUUUAUCGGAAGUAGACGCCUUCGUCCAAGAGGAAGUAUAUGUCCACAGCAAGCUAUUAAUCGCGGACGACAAGGUAGUUCUCUGCGGCUCCGCGAAUCUGAAUGACCGGUCACUCAAGGGAGGCCGGGACUCUGAGAUUGCGGUCGUCGUCGAGGAUACACAUGAGCUGGCUUCGACUAUGCAUGGUCAGGACUUCCAGGCGAACUGGUUCGCUGCCAUUUUCCGCCGAUACCUCUGUCGAAAGCACCUGGGUCUUCUGCCGCCGCAAGACAUGCGCAUUCCGGGCGACUACUUCAUUCCUGCGCCCGCUUUCAGUGCGUAUGACUUUGGCUCUCAGGAAGAUCUUCUUGUACGGGAUCCGUUGAGCGAUGAUUUUCUCAAUUACUGGGACCAGGUCGCGCGGCGGAACACAUUGGCGUUCCGCAAGGUUUUUAACUCCCUUCCAGAUAACGGUGUGAAGGACUGGAACGAUCUUCGCUCGGCAGCCUUGAAGACUACCCCCGGACAUGUUUGCAAAGCCAACUUCUCCACCGGCGAGCAGGCGAUACAUGAGAUCAAGGAAGAGCUCUCGGCGAUCAAGGGGACUUUGGUUGAGAUGCCGUUGGAAUUUCUGGCCAAUUGUGAUAUUCAGCCAGAGGGCGCGGCAUACAAUAUGUUCACCAGGCCGGGGUUGACCUAG